AUGGGGUUUGGAGGUGACCUGAAGUAUUCUCAUGAUGCUUUAUUAAAACUGCAAGACUGGGAACUACGACUGCUGGAAACAGUGAAGAAAUUUAUGGUUAUGAGAGUAAAAAGUGAUAAAGAAUAUGCGUCCACUUUACAGAAUCUUUGUAACCAAGUUGACAAAGAGAGCGCUUGUCAAUUGGAUUAUAUCAGCAAUGUGUCCAAGUCUUGGUUGCUCGUAGUACAGCAAACAGAACAGCUGAGCAAAAUAAUGAAGACACAUGCAGAGGAUCUUAAUUCUGGGCCCUUGCAUAGGCUUACAAUGAUGAUCAAAGAUAAGCAGCAAGUUAAGAAGAGUUUCGUAGGUGUUCAUCAACAAAUUGAAGCGGAGAUGUACAAGGUCACAAAGACAGAACUAGAGAAACUUAAAUCUAGUUACAGGCAACUAAUAAAAGAAGUAAAUUCUGCCAAAGAAAAGUAUAAAGAAGCUGUGGCUAAAGGAAAGGAGACAGAGAAAGCCAAAGAUCGUUGUGAAAAAGCCACUAUGAAACUUCAUAUGUUGCAUAACCAGUAUGUGUUGGCACUGAAAGGAGCACAAUUACAUCAGCACCAAUAUUAUGAUACAACACUUCCUCUGUUACUUGAUUCACUACAGAAGAUGCAAGAAGAAAUGAUUAAAGCCCUAAAAGGGAUCUUGGAUGAGUAUAGCGAGAUAACCAGUCUUGUAACAGAAGAGAUUGUGAAUGUCCAUAAAGAGAUCCAGACCUCGGUGGAACAGAUAGACCCUAACUCUGAGUAUAAUGACUUCAUAGAUACUCACAGGUCAUCAGAAGUUGUUGAACAAGAAAUAGAGUUUGAUACAUCUUUACUAGAAGAAAAUGAAAACCUUCAAGCUAAUGAGAUCAUGUGGAAUAAUUUAACAGCAGAAAGUUUGCAAGUCAUGUUGAAAACAGUAAUAGAAGAGCUGAUGCAGACACAGCAAACCCUUCUGAGCAAAGAGGAGCUUGUUUUGGAACUAGAGAAAAAAAUAGAGGAGUCAUCUAAGACAUGUGAAAAGAAAUCUGAUAUUGUACUCUUGCUGAGCCAAAAGCAAGCGCUUGAAGAGCUUAAGCAAACAGUUCAGCAAUUAAGAUGCUCUGAGGCAAAAUUUGCAGCCCAAAAAGAACUACUGGAACAAAAGGUUCAAGAGAAUGAUGGGAAAGAGCCGCCACCUGUAGUGAAUUACGAAGAAGAUGCCAGAUCAGUGACUUCUAUGGACAAGAAGGAUAAAGUGUCAAGAUUUGACACUAUACGUCAUUCCAUAGCUGGAAUUAUAAGGUCUCCAAAAUCCAUGUUGGGUUCAUCAUCGUUCUUUGAUGUAAUCUCAACCACUGAGAAACCAUUGGCUGAGCAAGACUGGUAUCAUGGUGCAAUUCCAAGAAUAGAAGCCCAGGAGCUGUUAAAACAGCAAGGAGACUUCUUGGUGCGAGAGAGCCACGGGAAACCUGGUGAAUAUGUCCUUUCUGUGUUUUCAGAUGGACAACGGAGACACUUUAUCAUACAAUAUGCUGAUAAUCAAUAUCGUUUUGAGGGAACUGGGUUUCCAACUAUUCCUCAGCUCAUAGAACAUCAUUACACAACAAAGCAAGUCAUUACAAAGAAGUCGAGUGUUGUUCUGCUUAAUCCCGUUGUUAAGGAUAAGAAGUGGGUUCUCAAUCAUGAAGAUGUCACACUGGGGGAAUUACUGGGCAAAGGUAAUUUUGGUGAGGUGUAUAAAGGAACAUUAAAGGAUAAAACCCCUGUUGCUGUAAAAACUUGCAAAGAAGAUCUUCCUCAGGAACUGAAAAUAAAAUUUCUGUCUGAAGCCAGAAUACUUAAACAAUAUGAUCAUCCUAAUAUUGUAAAACUUAUAGGAGUCUGCACUCAACGACAGCCUAUAUAUAUUGUUAUGGAACUUGUUCCAGGAGGUGAUUUCCUGUCAUUCCUAAGAAAAAAGAAGGAUGAGCUGAAAACCAAACAGCUGGUGAAAUUUUCAUUAGAUGCUGCCUCUGGUAUGGCAUAUCUUGAAUCUAAAAACUGUAUACAUAGAGACCUGGCUGCAAGGAACUGCUUGGUAGGUGAAAGCAACAUCUUGAAAAUAAGUGAUUUUGGGAUGUCCCGGCAAGAGGACGAUGGCGUGUACUCAUCAUCAGGCCUAAAGCAGAUUCCAAUCAAGUGGACUGCUCCAGAAGCUCUGAACUAUGGGAGAUACACAUCUGAGAGUGAUGUAUGGAGCUUUGGAAUCCUUUUGUGGGAGACAUUCAGUUUAGGAGUAUGCCCAUACCCUGGAAUGACCAACCAACAAGCACGAGAGCAAGUUGAGAAAGGGUACCGAAUGUCUGCACCACAAAAAUGUCCAGAAGAAAUAUAUAAAAUAAUGCAGAGAUGCUGGGACUACAAGCCAGAAAACCGGCCAAAAUUCAGUGAGAUUCAGAAAGAGCUGUCUUCAAUCAAAAAGAAAGUGACAUAGUGAUAAAGAAGUGCCAAACUCAGUGUCUGGGACUUUAUUUUCCAGUGAAGUAAUUGUUUCCCUCAAACACUAUGCAUUUAUAUAGCAUUAUUUGCAAUACUCUUCUAGGAUUACUUUGAAAUUAACUGGUGUACCAUCUUGAAUGGUGUUUACACCUGCAUUAAAGAUAUGUACCACAAAAUGCUAUAUAUACAGUCACAGUAGUACUGUAAUUUAGGUUACAUGUACAUAGGAAAGCACAUACUAUAAAUUUAAGGGACUGUGGCUUCUAUCUGUUUUACAGCAAAUAACUGCUAGUGACAUUUUUCAGAGGUAUUCUACUUUAAGCUGUGCUCUCACUCUGCUAUCGCUGUCCUGUAUGUCAGCAUAUUAGUGUGGGGAUUAUCAUACAUGUUGGCCUUAAUACUGAAGACAGUUUUGACAAGUAUUUAAACUACAACAUUUUUUUAAAAUUCUUUCUACAUCUGAUAUAUUUAGGUGAUAUUUGGUUGUAAGCAUGAAGCUCAGUUAGAUUCUAGAUGCAAACAUGCUUACUGAAUUGAAAAAUCCAGAAUUUUUUUUGACGUUGAAUUACUUGUACAUUUAUUACCAUACAGUAGAAAUACUUCUGACUUUUUAUGUGAUUAGGCAUUUCACAUUUUAUGUGAAAAGGCAUUAAAGAAUGCCUUUUUUCUUCUUCAAUGCCAUCAGAAUUCAGUAGCAUGUUUCUUUUAUGGUGACCUAUGUUUAUUUUAGAAAAAAAAAUACUAAUAUAAAGUAUAUUUCUUAGCACAUGCUAAGAAAUACUGCCAACUAUCUGCCUUCCAAAAAAUAUGUGAAAGUACUAGGCCAAGAAAAAGAGGUUUACUAAUGAUAGCAGCAGAUGACAAAUAUCAUUGAUCUUAGAGGCACUAAAGAAUAUAUUGCUAGAUAUGCUUUCAACCCUGAUUUUUUCCCUUAAAUUGGUAGAAAUUCUCAGAAUGCAACUGGAGCAUGCAAAAGUUUAUUCUGAACAAAAUAACAUUUUAUGCAUAGUGUCCAAAGGAAAAUACUACUUCUGUAUGGCAUUAGGAAGUUGUUCAAACAAACAAAAGGAAAGAAGUAUGUUUAAAGCCUCUGACAGGGAGCAGCAGAGUAGAAAUACUAACCUUCUCUUUUUCUUACAUUAUUGCAAUCAAAUAUCAAAAGACUGGGGAUAAACAAGGUUUAACUGCACCAAGAAUAUAAACCUUGUGUUUGUAUAUAUAUACAUAUAAAUAUAUAUUAAAAAUUAAAAAAGCCAGAAAGAAUAAAAACCUUACUAGAUAGGGGAGGGAGGAAGUGCACCAUUUGUUACUUUGACUCUGGGUCCUCUUUGCAGCUGGAAUUUUCUAGGGCUCUGAAUAGAAAUAGGAACAAGUUACUGUAUCCCUGUCUGAGUUCCAGCAUUAAGGUGCUUUAAAUACUUCUAGGAAUUUACUAAAAUAUCCAGAUCAAGGGAUACUAGUUGCUGCUAAUGCAAGUAAGAAACAGGGAUUGUAAGUAACACAGCAUCUGGAUUGUUAAUUAGCCUUAUAUUUUAGUGUUACAGUGGGAUUGAGAUGUAGUGAAUUCAGUGGCUACAUUACAUUUUUAUUUCUUUUAGGGUGGCUUUUCUAUUGUCCACAUCAUCUUUUGCUCUCUAAAGUAUAUUUACAGUAGUGCUGAGUGGUGGUUUAGGGCUAUGUGUGAUCAAAAUAUGUGUAGUCUAGAAGAAUUUGUCUGUUACAUAGGAGUUAGUGUCCAACUACAACAGUGAAUGGUUGUGUGGGAUCACAUCACGUGCAUUUGAGGUGGUACUGUCAGUAUCCAGCUGUAAGGAAUGGUAAGUGCUUCUUGCAUUUUGUUAAGUAAUUUUUUUCUUGGAGAUAAGGAAGCAAUUAUAUACACAUACCCAUUAAAGUGUAGUGCUUGGAAAACUUGGUGGCAUAAAUUAAAACUUAAUUGUAAGUGUACUGGAUCUAUUUACUUAGUUCUGUACUUCAAGUAGCCCAGAGAUAUUUUUCAAGAGCAAUAGGAAACAUUCUUGUUAGCUUGUAUGCUUCUAAGUAGUACACAGAGUCUGUGCCUUAAUUUGCUAGUAUGCUAAUGCAAGUGCAAGUGUACUAAGAUCUAAGAAAUGUUUCACAGUCAUUUGGGAAAAUCCAUCCAACUGCAUUUUGUUACAUAUGCAUUCCUGAAGACUGCAAGGAAGGAUAACAGUGUCAGCAUUCGUAGCUUUUCUGGAGAGUUAAUAUUCUUUUGUUAGAGGGAUGGGCUGUUUCUUUGCCAUGUGCCCUCUUGACAGCAAGAAAUACUGCUUUAUUCAGAUAAAAUAAAAUACUGUUGUAUUUGUCAUAAAUUAACCAGUCACCAUCCUGACUCUCACAGAAGGAUAAAAACAGUACUAACAUUUUAUUCUGGAAUAGUAAACUUCCAUACAUGUAUAUCUCAUUUCUGUUUAAAUUCGAAAUCUUUUUAAAACAGGGGAUUACUACAGCAUUAGGAAAAUUUAUUACUAUUAUUGAAGUAGGCACCAGUUCAGUUGAAAACUAGUAACAGUUUGGGAGAAUACCAGAAUGGCUUUAUAAGUAUAGAAUAAUUUUCAACACAGGUACAUGUCUUUUCAAUUAUUUAAACUUUUUAUAUCAUUAAUUCAACAGUUUGUGGCAGAAUUUGUUCAUCAUGUCUGACUUGUAAUUGUUAAAACUGUUCAAUUUAGGAAGUGGAAUCCAUACCUAUAGAUACUGCAGGCUUCUCACAGGAGCAUUCACAACCAAGCCUGCCAUGCCAUGCAAUUUAAAAGAAAGACCUGGCACUAAAGAAGCAAAGCUGCAAUAUCUUUUCUCUGUGGCCUUUUGAUGACUUAUCUUGUCAGGUUAAUCGUACCAGGUUAGCCAGGUCGUUUGGCUUGUGAACUGUGUUUAUCAUAGAGAACUUAAAAAGAAGUUAAGCUUCAGUCUCUUUUGCAAGCAUGGAAUUCAGAUUAGAUUGUUACACUGGCAUUGUCACAACCAGUGGGACCCUGAGAGAAUCCUGAAUUAUUUUACAUUGUUAAACGUAGGAAACUCUAAAUACUGUUAUCUUCAGUUUGUAAUGUGAGAGGGAAUUCAACAGGUUAUCUCUUAUUUUCAUGUUUUUCCUAGGAAUUGCAUUCAUUAUUUUAAGAAAAUUUCUUUGAUGGCAAAAAGUGCAUCCUUAGUUUGUUUUUAGUAGAAAAUGAGCGCUUGUUAGCUUCCAAGUCCAGUCCUCAGUGGUUUUCUAAGCUUCCUUAUUUUAUGAAAAGUGAAAUAGUGAAAACCAUCUUGUCUGGAAACAAGACAUGGCAAGUACAUGGGCAAGUACAUGGCAAGUACAGGGCAAGUCCAGUAUUCCUGAAGUUCCAGACAACCUUUCUUCAGCAAAGAGUGGUGAUGUAGAGUUAGCAUCCCAUGGAGGCAUUAUCUUUGAAAUGUGCAUUUUCAUUAGUUUCUGUGAAAACCAAUGAACUAGCUUUUAGUUUAUCAACUACAGUUAUAUUGCAUUUCUUCUUAACAAAAAUAUUUCCUUUUGCAGAGUUGCCUCUUUUGCCUCAGAGUUGCCAAAAAAAAACUUUUUUGGACAUUGUUAUUGGUCAGUGCAUCACCAGAAGGCCAUCAGUGAGAACUGCAGCUGGUAAAGCCCAUUCUCACUGACAGGAAAGAGAAAACUGGUUAAGGAAAUACUAGGGUAUUCAUACUCAAGUAUUUUUUCAUUAAUGUUUUUGACCACCUGUUAUGCUUACUUAAAUCCUACAAGCACAUCAUUAAAAUUGAAUAUGAAGUUACCUAUUUGUUAUCUCUUUAUAACUAUUUUGUUACCCUUUUUGCACCUGAUGUAAAGGUAAUAAAGAAAACAAAAAAGAAGAAAAAUCCUCCACAUUUUUCUGAGGUAACAGUGUAACCAAGUCUCAGAAGUAUUUACAAAUGUCUCCCCUCCAGUUUUCUCAGAUGUGCUGCUGCACAAAUAUUAACAACAGUGAUUAAAUACUAGCCCUGUUUCCAGUGUUCUUGCUGUCAUAUCCUCUAAAUGUCAGUGCUACUCACAGACUUGAGGGAGUGCAAUAUUUGAAGACCUAAGCUAGUGUGUAAAUAGUGUCAUCAAACAUGGUAUUCAGCAGUUCUGAGAAUAAUUGAUUGUCACAAAUAAUAAUUCAUUAUAAAGAUUAAAUAAAGAGAAAGAAGCUGAGAGUCCUCUUUCUGUAACAGCUGUCCUAUUUUUAGGCACUAGAAACAUUAGUUUGUGCCAGUACACUUGGAUUUGUAACAUUUUUACGGCUAAGCAUAAAAUAGUUUGCUAUUAAAGGAAGAGUUUGACAGUUAAUUUUUUCUUCUUCUAAAGCAAAAAUUACUUCAGAUAUUGUUGGAAGCUUUCUUUCUGGACAACUCAGGGAAGAACAGCCCUGCUACCAAUGAAGUUAUGCAUUUUUUUUCUUCUUAGGAUGGUUUUCAUGCCGUCCUUCACUUCACAGUAGUACAGGACCUCAGUUAGUAAUUAAAAGGUGCAUGGCAAGUACAGGGCAAGUCCAGUAUUCCUGAAGUUCCAGACAACCAUUAGUUUUUAAGACAUCUGGUCAAUUUGAAAUACCAGCUCUAUUAAAAAUGGUUUUUUUCAGUUCCCUUCUGCAGAUUUACUGAAAAACAAAACACAUCAAAAAAAGCAGUGCUUAACAACGAGCAACAACUUACUAAGAAAGUGAAUCAACCUCAGGAGCCUAUCAAGGUUUUCUAAGAGUAACUAUUCCCUGGGUAGCUUCCCAUUAGAAACAAAUAAAGUUUAAAGGUAGAAAGCUCCAAAUUUCAGUGGAAGAAUCCACAUGUCACAUUAUGAACAGUCAAGUAUUACUACCAUUUCUUUCCUCAAAGUGGUACUGAAUUGUGAUUUCCAACUCCUAUACACAUUGCAGAAUUGCCUAUUAGUGUGGUUUAGUACCCAACUUUACUUUGCUGAGACCUGAAAUUUCAAAGAAGGGAAGAUUCUCUCAUAGAAAAUUCCAGCAAGAUCUGCCUGGUAGCUCCAGCAUUUUUACAUAUUUUCACAUCCAGUUAUCAGAGUCAUUGUUCAUUAUAGUAAGUACCACAUAGAACAGGGCUGGAAGCCCCUGACUUUAAACUUUCAAAAUUUUGACCUUAGAAUCCACCUUGAUUUUGCUUCUCUGUCACAUGAGGAAAAGAAAUUUCUGUUUUUCAGCCUUAGCACUACUCUAUAAAACAGAAAGGUUCAGAGAUGUAUUUACUGUUCUCUCCCAAGGAAUGCUACCUCCACCAACAACCCUAAGUUACUACUACGUCCACUUCUCUUUGAUGUAAAAUUUCAGCUGGAAUAUAUGUCCAGCUAUAGAGCUUGGGUGUUAACUCAGACUUGUUUCAUUUUCAGGCAGUUGUAUAUUAUUGGCUAUUUCAGAGCACCAUUUUCUCAGGCAUCAUCUAGGCAGGACUUAAAUUAGAAUUUUUAGAUGGUUUAUUUGGGGGCAGCGGUGUGAGCUACACAGCUAAUUAGUUCACUAGCUACAUUGUUGUUUUGCAGGUGUUUGAGAUUGUAGCUAUGGAAGUGUAGUUCAUUUAGAGAUCUCAGAUCCAUAUGCCUUGUCCAAACAAAAAAACUGUUAGGCAUACUUAGAAAAAAUGGAUAAAUAAAACCCUUAAAUCUAGUUGACUGAGGUCAAAAAUUGAAAACAUAAAAGAGCCAUGAACUAGAUUCUUUAUUCCUCUGUCUCAGAGUGUGGAAUGCCUUGUAAAUGCAACUUAAUUGAUUUAUUGUUUAUAGAUAGAUACAGCCUCUGAACCAGUAUGGUAACCUAGGAUUCACACUGAGCAGAGAACACUUGGAAAAAAAUCUUGAAUUGCUACUAUUUGGCUCUGUCAUCUAGUUUUAGAAACACAAAUGUUUAUUGAUAAGUUUUGUGAAUACAGGAAGUGAGCCAGCCAUUGAAACUCUUCAUCAAUAAAUUAGACUUUUUAAAACAAAAAUCAGAUCAGUGAUUCCCUUUGCAUUACAGAUGUUGAAAGUAUGAGCCAGAACUUCCCAUUACUAAAAAAAAAGAUGCACUGUAUUCUUUUCAAUCAGCUCAGUCUUUCUCAACAUAUGAAGAAUUCCAUUGUUGUUACAUAGAAGUAAUAAUGCAAAAUUCUUGGGUAACUGAUAUGUAAACAAUUGACUGUAAGCUGUUGCCUCAAUUCUCAAAGAAUCUUUCUGCUCUGUAAAGGGGAUUGCAGUAAUCUUACACUUCCUUCUGAGCUCUGCUGUAAUAAUCUGUACUGUUGCAUCUCUCAAAUAUUUCCUAAUUCUGAAGGCUCCAUGUACCACAGAUGGCACCCUUUCACUUAUCAAAUGAAGUUAUUCUGGUGACAGCAAAGUCCAAAUACAUUCCUGCUUUUGUUUAAUUCAGAAGUACUGUGGUAAUGUUAUACUUUAAAACCUAGGGCAAUGUGUUUGUAUAAAAAUGGAAGUAACCAUGAAUCAAGGUGUGAAGCAUAUUGUUCAAAUCACAUUUUUAAUGAAAUUGCAGACCCUAGCUCUGUCACAAAUUGUCCACAUCACAAAUUACAUCAGAGGAACAACAUUGGUUACUGUCUGGUUUACAGUACAGAACAUCCUGCUCCACACAGGGAGAAUUAAAAAGCUAAAUAUGUUCCUUGACAUUUUGCUGUCAGGCCAGAUUGGAACAGUAUCUUCAAAAUCAACAGCAAUUACUUAAUUCCACCUAAGCCUUAUUGUGAACUUCCUUCUUCUUAAAAGACCUUUUCAGACGGUGUUAAUUUUCAUAAUUUUGCUUUCAGGAGUUUGAAUUCACUAUGUCAUACAACAUUUACUUACAGAAAUAAUUAUACACCCCCACCACUAUGAAGUGCUGAGACCUGCAAUUCCAGAAGAUAAGCAUUAUUGUUGUGUUCAGGGAACUGAUCUUUGAAAUGUCUCAAUCAAUUGAAACGUCUUUUUACGUCUGUUUCCAGUGUUAAUUGUACCAUUACUUGUAAAUCACAAGUUAAUUUGUUUUUCCACCAAGCUUCCCACUUAAUUUUUACUAAAAUGCUGAAAACAUGUAAUAAGAAAAAAAAUCCAUGAUACAGGUUCAUACACAGGACACAAAAGGCAGGCAGACUCCUACAGAGAAAUACUGAGGAGUGAAAGCCAGCAUUAAGCACCUGCCUUGUACAUUCUGUUAAAGGACUUCCAGUGAUAAAAUUUGGGCUGGGGUUGCAGGACUGCUGAUUUUAAAAUUGCAUGUGUUGCUUUUCCUUUGUGUAACUGUUGGCAGCUGGAGAUGGAACAGGGGUGUUAGGGAAGGAGGGAAAUUCACGUCACUGGCCUGCCAUCACAAGUCAGACUUUUGUCACUAAUAGCCUUGAGUGGGCACAGAUGCCAUUUGCAGAUGUCUUUAAGUAUCCAGUUCUCAAUUUUGUGCCAAAAUACACACCAGCAAUACCAGGUAAAGCACCUUUUAUGCUCUUUGUUGUUUAAAAGUGAUAUAUUUGUGAAACAGAUCGAUAAUACAUAACACUGGAAAUUGGUCCUUCUUCCCUAAAGUACAUGUAAAAUAAAAUAAAAUUUAAAAAAGACCCAAACAACUUUUGUGAGUUUAUCUGGCUUUUAAUCAAGUCUGAAAAUUAUAACUAUGUUAUACAGUUGCCAGUUUUCAGUCCUUUAUAAUUUUAAAUAGAUCUGCAUUUUAACUUUAUUUAUUUGCCAAUUUUUUAUAUACUUCAAGUUACACUUUACAAUUCAAGCUAACUGUUUCUUUUCCUAGGCUGUUAUGUAAGAGAUUUUCAGUACUCUUGUAAACUGCAGACCUUUUUUGAAUAGUCCUUUUUCUUCUCCUUUGGAUCACUUACCACUAAUGAGUCUGCAGUCCCCAUUUUACUGUACUCUUCCAAUAAAUGUAAAAUACUUGUA
Molecule: messenger RNA, 10356 nt
Organism: Passer montanus (Eurasian tree sparrow)
Lineage: Eukaryota; Metazoa; Chordata; Aves; Passeriformes; Passeridae
Gene: FER
Product: FER tyrosine kinase
Exons: 18
Coding region: 1-2469 (822 amino acids)
Biological process (GO): regulation of mast cell degranulation; peptidyl-tyrosine phosphorylation; chemotaxis
Molecular function (GO): ATP binding; non-membrane spanning protein tyrosine kinase activity
Source: RefSeq, a predicted model, not a curated record